Molecule: messenger RNA, 1936 nt
Organism: Elaeis guineensis (African oil palm)
Lineage: Eukaryota; Viridiplantae; Streptophyta; Magnoliopsida; Arecales; Arecaceae
Product: glycosylinositol phosphorylceramide mannosyl transferase 1
Cellular component (GO): membrane
Molecular function (GO): glycosyltransferase activity
Source: RefSeq, a predicted model, not a curated record
GACAGGGUAGCUCUGCUCCUCCGAUUUGGAGAGGAACCACGGAUGGAUCGUCUCCUAGACGCCCGGGGAUGUUGGAGCGACAAAGGAAAAGCGAGGGAGCGUGCCAACUAACCGCACGUGAAACAUAAAAGGCAUUUUGAGCCGGUAGCUGCUACGGUCGGUCGGUUGGCUCGUUGAGUGAAGUAACGUCUCCUCUUGUUUUUUGUAAUCCAGGCUUCCCACCGUCCCUUCUUUGACGUCUCUUCCCCUCCCACCCCCGGGUCCCUGUCUCUGUACCAAAGCGAGAGAGAGAUUCUUCGGUACGAGGCACCAUCACCGCGUACGGGAAUCACAUUGCCUCCUCCCCGCCUUUGGUUUUGUCACUCCGCCGCUGCUGUGACCACGUGUUUCCGAGCGAGGGGGAGAAGAGGGGAAUAGAGAGAGGGGGAGGCGCAUGGAAUGAUGGAGGAAGGGGAAGGCCGAGUUCUGCUGCUGCGACGAUGAGAGGGGCCGCCCUCCCCCUCUCCUCCGGCCGGAGGAUCCCGCUCAGAUUCCGUCACCUCUCCAUCUCGGCUUUUGGAUCCGUCAAGAUCAGGCUGCUCCUCUGCUGCUGCGUCGCCCUCGCGUUCCUCCUCCUAGCCUUCGGCUGCCGCCACUGCCCUUCCCUUCCUCCAUCGUUGCCCCCUCCCGGGAAAGGUUACACCAUAUUGAUUAACACAUGGAAGAGAAAUGACCUGCUGAAGCAAUCCAUUGUUCAUUAUGCUUCUUGUCGUGGAGUUAAUUCUAUUCACAUUGUGUGGAGUGAACCUGAUCCACCUUCAGAUUCGUUACAUGAUUUUUUGAGGCAAGCUACACAGAUGAACUCUAAAGGGGGCAAAUAUAUUGAAGUAAGAUUUGAUUUGAAUCAAGAAGACAGUCUGAACAACAGGUUCAAGGAAAUCAAGGGUUUGAGGACUGAUGCUAUCUUUUCAAUAGAUGAUGAUGUUAUAUUUUCCUGUUCAUCUGUUGAAUUAGCUUUCAGUGUCUGGCAAAGUGCCCCAAUGUCAAUGGUGGGAUUUGUACCUCGUGUGCAUUGGCUGGAUAAGUCGAGAGACAGUGUGGAACACUAUAGGUAUGGAGGCUGGUGGUCAGUUUGGUGGAUGGGUACCUACAGCAUGGUUCUCUCCAAGGCAGCCUUCUUCCACCACAAGUAUCUUGAUCUGUACACAAACCAUAUGCCAGCAGCUAUAAGAGAUUAUGUGACCAAAAACAGGAACUGUGAAGAUAUUGCAAUGUCUUUGCUUGUGGCAAAUGUAACAGGUGCUCCACCCAUGUGGGUAAAAGAGCGGACAGAAACAUGUCCUUGAGGACCAGAUGCAUAAAGGUCGAUAGCCGUUUCCAAAAAGAUUGAGAAAGUUGCAGAUAAGGAACUGUUUACCCAUUUCCUGGUUACCUGUGCAGUUCAAACAUGUCUUCAUCCAGGACUUGGAAUGAAAUCACCCUAUCAAUAAUGUAUUCCAAGCUGGAGAUGGAAGAUAUUUUACUCUGAUUUCAGGAGAGAUGUUUCAGAUUAUGUGGUCAGGUUUAUGGAUCUUCUAACACUGGGACAGAUCAACAAAUCGGCAUAGCUUUAAUGUUUUGAAGCUUUAUAUUAUUAUGGCAUUCUUUGUUGCACUUUGUGUAAACUGGUUCUCACUUGUUACCUUUAUUUGAAAGGGUAUGUUUAGUAUCCUCUACUUUUAAUUACUCCAUGUAGUGUCACUCGUAUCCCAAGUCUUCUGUCCUCUCUGUUUUAUUUGUUUUUCCUCUUCUUUCAUACAGAAAAAAUGUCAUGUUUUUUGUUGCAAAUGUCGUGAAGUUAGUGCAUCGGCAUUAUAUAUGUAUAGAAAUUAUCUUAUAGUUCUCUUUGUGCUGGAAGGCUGACACAAUAUAUACUGUCAUCCAUUGGUUUCAAAAUGCAAUUAAAUUACUAUAUGGA